CAUUUAAUAUGCUUCUCGAAUCCCCUGGCGCCGCCCCCGGAAGUCCCUUUCUAACCGCACCGCCGAGCAAACUCACCGGAGAGAAGCCGUACACCCAUCGGCGACUAUUAUUAUACCAAGAGUGUCAACGAAUCUGGGAUCUGCUGCUAGGUGCAACGAACCCAUCUCAGUUGCAGAUUCGUUUUCGUUAGAGUUGUGUUGUUUGCCGUAGGUGCUGAUAUGAAUUGGAGAGGUUCAGCGUCGGGUUCAAAGGAGAAGCACAUCUCCACGUCCCAAGGUGCUUGGUUACAGGGAUUGUUCUAUGAUUGGUUUGCUUUGUCUCUGCUUUGAUGGUUUCGUUCUGUCUUUCUCCUCAGUAGAAUUUCUUUGAUUUCUUUCAUAAGAAAUUAAGGCGGUGAGUUUGAUUGCCAAGAUUCCGGCGACCAAGGGUAUGUGCAGAUCCAAACAUCCCAUGAUGCGUUCUUUGUUUUGGGAGGUGAACAGAAGGGUAAAGAUCCAACUCUUUCAUUCGUUUCUCCCUCUAUGUAAUUGUGAUUUCGUGGUUUUUUUGCAGGGUUAAAACUAAAUUGUAUUAUAUUGUAAUUUUGCUUCCCUUUGUGAUUGUGUAAGGGUUGUGGUAAUGCCGCUGAAGUGUAGCCAAAAUUCUCCAUCCAAAUUGUAAUUUAUUUUACUUCGUUCAAGUCGAC
Molecule: messenger RNA, 686 nt
Organism: Linum tenue
Lineage: Eukaryota; Viridiplantae; Streptophyta; Magnoliopsida; Malpighiales; Linaceae
Source: the annotation of a GenBank genome assembly